Molecule: messenger RNA, 1539 nt
Organism: Cricetulus griseus (Chinese hamster)
Lineage: Eukaryota; Metazoa; Chordata; Mammalia; Rodentia; Cricetidae
Source: RefSeq, a predicted model, not a curated record
AUCCUUUCUUCCUUCCCAUGUCCUUUGCUCAGGCAACAAUGGGGACAUCCUCCCUCUCGUCACUCAUCUCGGAGCUGGGAUCACAAGUGGGAAGAGGGCUAGCGAAGCUAGAGAGUGGGCAGCUCUAACCCAAACCUAGGCCACCUCCGUAUUCUCUUUUCUGGAUGGUCUGGGGUUCAAGAGUCCCUGCAAGGAUUUUCCACAAGUUAAUGACACUCCUCUAGGUUUUCCAUGGAAGUGAGGAUUAUUUAGUUCAUUAAGGGAAAUGAAUGAUGCCUCAAAAACAAAACAAAAACAAGAUCUUCUAAAAUAUUUUUCUGUAAAGAGUCAAACUUCAGACAGUGCACAGCUUGGCCAUUAUACUGUCAAAGUAGCCAUCAGCAGACUGUAAAUGAAUGUACAUGGCUGUGUUUAAUAAAACUUUAUGGCUGGCAGGAACGAGCCCAUAAGCCAUAGCUUAAUGGUUUAAGUGAACUAUGAAAUAUAAGUCAAACAUGCUUCCUAAGCUUUUUAACAAUAAAAUGACCAUUACUAUUAUUUCUAGCAGUUAUUUCCUCUUCUCCUGGUUUAGGGCAUUCAACAAGUUGUCAUGAUAGUUUCUUCUUAUUUCCAGAUCUUUUGUGUCUUACACCAUGAUGGUUAUUGUGGUGAAUUUCAUUGUGCCUUUGACAGUAAUGUUUUACUGUUAUUACCAUGUCACUCAGUCUAUGAGACUUCAUGCUGCCAGGAACUGCACUGCAUAUCUUAACAGAGACUGGGCCGACCAGGCAGAUGUAACAAAGAUGUCUGUGAUAAUGAUAUUGAUGUUUCUGCUGGCAUGGUCCCCUUAUUCCAUUGUGUGCUUAUGGGCUUGUUUUGGAGACCCCAAAAAGAUUCCUCCUUCAGUGGCCAUCAUAGCUCCACUGUUUGCCAAAUCCUCUACAUUCUACAACCCCUGUAUUUAUGUUGCUGCUAAUAAGAGGUUUCGGAAGGCCAUGUUUGCCAUGUUUAAAUGCCAGCAUCACCAAGCAAUGCUUGAGACAAGUUCUGUACCAAUGAAUAUGCCUCAAAGCCAUAGCAAGGCCUGAGACAAGUUCUGUACCAGUUGGAUAUGCCUCAAAGCCCAUUGACUUCUGGAAGAAUCUGAAAUGCGAGAAAGAAUCUACCACCAAACAUUUUAUGUGUUUUGCGGGUUUUUUGGCAAUACAUUAAUUUUAUUUUAAAUAUGGAUCCAUUUAGAUCAAGUGCAGACAAAGACUGUUGCCUUAUUGGACUGCAGGUCUCUCCCACACAGCCAACACAGCUCCGUCUGUGCAAUAGUUGCUGUAGGGCCUUCACUGUAUCCUCCAGGAUAAAUGAGUAGCUAAAGAUCCUUUGAUGAACCCAGGCACACAAAACUGCAGUCUCUCUUCUUUCUCUUUAGAAGGCACACAUUACAGCACAUUACAGUGUACUGAUGACCUGUAACUUGACUGAGUUGUCCAUUAGACAAGAAAUGACCACUAGAAUAUUAGAAUAUUUUAAUAUUAGGAAAAGUUAAUAAUAAACUAAUCAAAAUUA